AUGGGCAGGAGCCGACACGACCCAACUGGUCCAGGAGCGGCGAUGCCAUGGCAUAGCACCGGCUAUGGCCAUGGCUAUGACCGUGACUCUGACGUCUGGACUGCCUCCCCUCGGAGAUUGGACCCUGCCAGUCUCUCUUCCUCAUCCUCCUCCUCCUGGGGCUGCGAGCUCAGCCGCAACCCGACCUGCCCUGAUUCAGUUGUCUUGGAAAAUCCCAAACGACGAGCUCAUUCAAUUGACGGAGCACCGGCGAGUGCCUUGACGAUCUUCAUCGACAAUUUGCUUCUGUCGUCCUGCAAGGGCCCACCAAAUAAGCUCAACAGGCCCCCACGCCUGCCCACACCACGACCGGUUCACAGGAGAGCAGUGAAGAACGAUUUCUCAGACUAUCCCUCUGGCACGCAACAAUGCCUGAACGAUGCAUCGGACGACUCACGUUGCAGCGGCAACACGGUGCCCCAGAUGAACCAAUGUCUUUGCGGCAACGGUGGGGAUUUUGUGACCAAUUCCGCGAAAUGCAUCGCAGCAAAAGAUCCUGACGAUCUGGAAAGCACCUGGGAGGUCUUGAGUUUGCAUUGCUCCGAUUCAAACACGCCACUGUCCAUCUCCAAGAACGAAUGGAUGGCCCAACAGUCAAGCAUUUCGACGUCUUCCACAGCGAGCAGGACCACCAGCAAGACGGCUACAACAAGCAUGAUGACUACAACUAGCGCAGGGCACACCACCACUGCGACAGUAACAAGUACGCCGACACCAACGUCGGACCCGGCUGCAGAAGACAACGACAGUGGUCUUUCCGGCGGCGCAAAAAUCGGGGCCAUCGCGGGGUCAGCUGCUGCGGGAGUUGCGCUCCUCGCCGCCGCGCUCUUCUUCUUUUGUCGCUACCGGAAACGCAGAAGUGGCGCCGCUUAUGAAGAGGUUCAUGCCAUGGGCACGCAAUCACCAUUCAAUCGCAUUAGCAAGGAGCCCGCACCCUUCGGAGCCUCCGAUGCGGGCGGACACCCGAGUUACCACUCAAUGACGGCCUCAGAUUUGGAAAUCCCGUGGUCGCCGGGUGCGUUCGAAGCCGUCAAACAUCACCCCGGUUUUGGGAAUUUGCCGGCAGAGAUCCAUGAGAUGUCAACAGAUAGCGAAAGACCAGUCUCCAUGUCGCCGUCUGCUCCUGUGGAAAUGCCGGCAAUAUCGGUGACCUCGCCUACUGUAUCACCAACUUCCAGAUAUUCGGGAGCGGAUUGGGACGCUCAGUUGCCCCAGGAGCCGAGACGUUAUGAGCCGUACCGGCCAGCACGGUGA
Diaporthe amygdali is the source of this 1293-nucleotide messenger RNA. RefSeq lists its product as uncharacterized. The record is from RefSeq and is a predicted model, not a curated record. NCBI's taxonomy places the organism in Eukaryota, Fungi, Ascomycota, Sordariomycetes, Diaporthales, Diaporthaceae. Bases 1 to 1293 code for a protein of 430 amino acids. The transcript is spliced from 4 exons.